Molecule: messenger RNA, 1308 nt
Organism: Acaulospora colombiana
Lineage: Eukaryota; Fungi; Glomeromycota; Glomeromycetes; Diversisporales; Acaulosporaceae
Source: the annotation of a GenBank genome assembly
AUGGUUCGUGGAUACUCCCUCGCCGAAGACUUGAUCUUAUUGAUUAAUAAUCCUCAAUACGGCGAUCUAAAAAUUAAUUGUGAAGACGGUGUUCUUCACGGAAAUCGCGCGAUUCUUGCAGCCCGUUCAGACUUUUUCGAUCGAUUGUUGUAUAACGGGAUGAAGGAAUCCUUCGAAGAACAAGUAUCAUUUCCGGAUGUGAAGAUCUCAGUGAUGAUGUUCAUCUUCACCUAUUUAUACACUGGAUUAGUCGGCGAAGAUACCUUGUCCGUUGAUACUGCAUUCGAUAUUUUUCAAGCGGCAGAUUAUUUUCAAUUAGAUAAUCUUAAAGGGUCUAUCCUUGGCUAUUAUGAGAAGAUUUGUCAAGAGGAAUCUAAUGCACCUGAAUUGCUAACAAAAGUAAUUCAGCACCUGUCAUCAUCGGCGGAAAACGCAAUCGUCGACUUCCUAGUUAAAUCAGUCGCCAGAAUUCCUUUAGAUACCAUUGAAAUCGGUCGACUAUCUUUCGAAGCGCUGCAAUACUUACUCUCCAAAACAUGUGAAGAGAAUAUUUUGAUCUCCAAUGGAUAUUCCAUCCUACGCUAUGCAAUUUUAUUAUCAGCGAAAGAGGAGACCCCAGAAGCGUUUUCUGUUUUAAAGAAAAGAUUGCCAAAGUGGAAGAAAAUUGAACACGGAAUGGAUAUUCGUUGUUGGAUGAUGCCUGAUAUUUCGAAUGCUCGUGCUUCUAUUGUCAAUAAAUUGGCAUCUUUAAUCGAAUUCAUUGAUCUUCGAAAUGUCGAUGGAAAUGUUCUUACAGAUGUUAUCGAACCUUUGGAUUUAAUUACGCCUGCAAAUAUGAUGAAAGCUUAUCGUUUUCACACUCGUCACAGAAUAUCAUACUCUCGUAGGGAUAUUAAGUGGGAUAAGAAUGGUUGCUGGCCAGAUAUAUCCGUUAGCUUAGAUGGGCGUGCUAUAAGCAGUAAAUCCAAGGGUUAUCAAAGUGUCCGAACUAAUUAUCUGAUGAGCAGUGGGAUUCACGAACUUUGUAUUUUAAUCGACAAAAUUAGUUAUGACGAAGGGAUUGGACUAAUCGAUGGGUCUAACGGGGGUAGGAUGGGCAUAGGAUUCGCAGAAACCGCCGAAGCAGAAGAUGCACAAGGUGUGAGAAAAGAGGAGGAAGUAGAGUCAAAAUUUGAACCUGAAGAGUAUGAAGCUGUGAUGGGAGAACUGGGAACGGAAGUGGUGACGGGUGUAAAAUUUGCAGGAAAGGUGUCAAAAGAGGAAAUAGAGGUAUCCUUAUCGCCAUAUGGGCAUAGUCCUAGAAAUUGA